Messenger RNA from Blumeria graminis f. sp. triticale, 939 nucleotides. The record is from the annotation of a GenBank genome assembly. Lineage: Eukaryota; Fungi; Ascomycota; Leotiomycetes; Helotiales; Erysiphaceae.
AUGAGUCUUAGAGUCAUUUAUUUGACUAGACACGGUUUUAGGAGCAACUGGACUGUUGAUUCGCAGACUGGAGAGUAUGCAUCGAACAUUCCAAGCCCAACAGGUAUAGCUGGCGAUCCUGCUCUAGCUUCAUAUGGAGUCCAACAGUCUCGCGAACUUGCCGCUCACCUACAGAAUGUAUCGCCUUCAGUGCAAAGAAUUUACAGUUCACCAUUCUACCGGUGCCUCCAAACUGUCUCCCCUACGGUUGAUGCAAUUUCUACACUAGUUGACACUGAUAUGUCUUUGAAAAUACGCGCGGAAAAUGGCCUUGGAGAAUGGUACGGUGUGGCAAAAUUCAAUCAUCCCUCUCCAGCAGAGCCAGUUGUAUUGAAGGAGCUUUUCCCACAACUUGAUGAAAAUUAUGAGCCUUUUGUUAAGCCCUGUUCUAAAGGGGAAACUAUCCACCAAUUACAUGAUAGAUGUGCUCACACUAUGAAACAAAUAAUUGAACAGUGUGACCAAGACGGAAUCGAGGCAAUCUUAUUGUGUACGCAUGCCGCCACGUUAAUAGCAAUUGGUAGGGUUUUAACAGGCCAGAUUCCCGAAGACGUCAAAAAAGAAGACUUCCGACCAUUUACAUGUGGCCUAAGUUGCUUCGUGAGAAAGAGUUGCGGUGAAUCCAGCUUACGUCAUGAACUUAAUCCAAAUAGUAAUAUCGAAGUUUCUCAAUUUGACUGGAAGGAAAACAAGGGGGUUGGCGGGAGUUCUUGGGAAGUGAAGCUGAAUGGUGACUGUAGCUUUUUGAGUGGCGGUGAAGAAAGAGGAUGGAGGUUUUCAGGAAAUGAAUCUUUUGACCUUGAGCUCGACAAAACCUCCACUAUUGAUGCAGGUUCUGGUCUUGGUGUCAUCGUUAAAGGAAAUAAUACACAUAAUGCUGUAAAGCCACCAAAACUUUGA